Messenger RNA from Halichondria panicea, 839 nucleotides. RefSeq lists its product as uncharacterized. The transcript has a single exon. The coding region runs from base 1 to 741 and encodes 246 amino acids. The record is from RefSeq and is a predicted model, not a curated record. Lineage: Eukaryota; Metazoa; Porifera; Demospongiae; Suberitida; Halichondriidae.
AUGCAAGAGACACUGACUAUAAUGAGAUCUACUCUUGUGCGUACACUAUGGUUCCUGUCAUGGACUCUGCUAGUGGCUAGGCAAUGUAUGGGGAUGGCUGAAGUGCUCUCAAAAGAAGCUGAAGAUUACGAGAUGUAUGAGAAUAGCACCACACCAGGAAACAACAGCACCACAUCACCGCCCCCUACUCCCGAUCCGGUACUCAGUGCAGAAGCUAUUGCCAACAUCACAGUAACUGGAGCCGUCAUUAUAUUCCUAGUUGUUGGCAUCACCAUCCUAUUCUGCACUGUUGACAAAUGUGAGCACCAGUUACGAGUGAAAACUGCCCUCGAGAGGAACAAACAGAUCGACAGACAAAUGGCGGCUGAGAAACGAUUAAAGGAAAUCCGAGCUGAAGAAUUUCGACAGAAACAAGCUCAAGAGGCGGCGACGAAUGUGCUACAAGUACAAGUCACCCUAUCAGAAGACGGUACGGUACGUUAUGAAGAGCCCCGACAAGAAGAAUCUGUACAAUUACAAGUUGUUGAUGUCGACAUCAAAGAGACUGUUGUUCCUACCCAGCACUUAAAUGGAGCUAACCUUGAGGAAUCUAGCAAUGAAGCUACUAAAGUGGCCAUUAUUGAAGAAGUAGAAGAAAAGGAUAAACAGCUAGUGAAUGUGUCAUUAGACUCUUACUCCCCGUUACCAGGGGAACUUGAACACCCACCUGUAGUAACUGUGAAGCCUGUUACGAAUAGCUAGUCUGUUUGUGUGUGCAUGUUGUUUUUAUAUUAUAGUCAGGUUUUUCAAUUUAACUUUUAUAAUAAAUUUUGACAAAAUUAUGUGAUAAUUAUACUGUA